AUGAAUCCUAAUAGAGGAUUCUCUGAAAAUUAUCGUUGUUUCCCCAUCGCCAUGAUGCAACAUGGACAUGAUAGAGAAAAUGUGAAUUAUGGUGGAAAAAUCAUUCUUCCUCAAUCAGCUUUAGAGAAACUUUCACAACUUAAUAUUUCAUAUCCAAUGCUAUUUAGAUUAGUCAACGGUGCUGAACGAACACAUACACAUGCAGGCGUGCUUGAGUUUAUUGCUGAAGAGGGUCGGGUUUAUCUUCCACAAUGGAUGAUGGAAACACUAGGCACUGAGCCUGGAAGUAUUAUCGAAGUUAAAAAUGUCACUUUGCCUCUAGGCUCCUUUGUAAAGAUUCAACCUCAAUCAGCAGACUUUUUAGAUAUAACAGAUCAUCGUGCAGUAUUAGAAAAGGCCUUACGUAACUUUUCGACAUUGACUGUGGACGAUAUCAUACAGAUUAAUUAUAACAACAAGGUGUAUGAAAUCAAAGUGUUGGAAGUCAAGCCAUCAAACGAAGAACAUUUGGGCAUAUCUAUUGUCGAAACGGAUCUCGAAGUUGACUUUGCUCCACCAGUAGGUUAUGUUGAGCCAUCACAGCCGGUGCAGACAGUGAAAAGUCAAAUGGUCAUUGAUCUUCCUAAACCUGUCAAGACAGGGUUCACAGCAUUCCAAGGCGGAGGACAGAGUCUUCGAGGAAAGAGUAAACCAAAUACGACAGAUGAAGGCGAUGCAGAAAACGGACAAGACGACGGUCCCCUCGAUUUACCUUUUGGAACACUUUACUUUGGAUUUCCUAUCAUUCCUCCACCCUCAUCUAAUGACAACGAUAAAAAUGAAAAGCCUACGUUUACAGGAACAGGCCAAACAUUAAGAAGCAAAAAGAAAUAA
Rhizopus microsporus ATCC 52813 is the source of this 873-nucleotide messenger RNA. Its product is annotated as UFD1-domain-containing protein. The coding region runs from base 1 to 873 and encodes 290 amino acids. Lineage: Eukaryota; Fungi; Mucoromycota; Mucoromycetes; Mucorales; Rhizopodaceae. Gene Ontology annotation, cellular component: VCP-NPL4-UFD1 AAA ATPase complex. The transcript is spliced from 6 exons. Gene Ontology annotation, molecular function: polyubiquitin modification-dependent protein binding. The record is from RefSeq and is a predicted model, not a curated record.